UUCCUUUUCCUUCUCUCUGCUCCUAGAAAUGACCAGCAGAGGAGGAGGAGGAAGAGGACCGCAGCCAGUGCUGCAGGUUAUAAAUACUCAGGAUUAGAGUCCGCAGGCAUGUCCGCAGCUGCUGGAGCCCAAGUCCCGGGCCCCAAGGGCUCUCUGGGCUCUCCGCGUCAGCUCCUGGACCCGCUCUGCUGCACGCUGUUGUUGCUGCUGCUGCCUUUGCUGCUACUCACUUGGGGGCUCCUGCUCUGCCGCCAGAGGGGGGUGCCCCCCGGACCCCGGCCCUGGCCGCUGGUGGGGAACCUGGGUUUCGUGCUGCUGCCUGCGGCGCUCAAGAGGUGGAGCUCGUCGCUGCUGUUGCCGCUGCGCUGCUCCCCCAGGGCUGGGGAACCCCGAUUGUCCAGCCCCCAGGUAAUCUUGGCUCACAUGGCCCGGCUCUAUGGCCCCAUCUUCAGCUUCUACCUGGGGCCGUAUCUGGUGGUGGUCCUCUGCGACUUCCACAGUGUGCGCGAGGCAUUGGUGCAACAAGCCGAGGUCUUCAGCGACCGCCCACGGGUGCCACUCAUCUCCAUCUUCACCAAGGAGAAGGGAAUUGUGUUUGCACAUUAUGGUCCAAUCUGGAGACAACAGAGAAAGUUCUCUCACUCAACACUUCGUCAUUUUGGUCUGGGGAAGCUCAGCCUCGAGCCAAAAAUUAUAGAGGAGUUUAAAUACGUGAAGGAGGAAAUGCAGAAACAUGGAGGAAACCCUUUCAGUCCUUUCCCCAUUAUUAGCAAUGCCAUCUCUAACAUCAUCUGUUCCAUGUGCUUUGGUCAGCGCUUUGAAUAUAACAACAGUAAUUUUAAGAAGAUGCUUAACCUCAUGUCCAGAGGAUUAGAGAUUAGCAUAAACAACCAGAUUCUUCUAAUCAACAUAUGCUCUUGGCUGUAUUAUCUUCCCUUUGGGCUCUUCAAGGAAUUAAGACAAAUUGAAAAAGAUUUAACUGUUUUCUUGAAAGGAAUUAUCAAAGAACAUCGGGAGACCUUGGAUAUUGAAAAUCCCCAGGAUUUCAUAGAUAUGUACCUUCUCCAUAUGGAAGAGGAGAUGAAGAAUAACAAUAAUAGUAGCUUCAAUGAGGACUACUUAUUUUAUAUCAUUGGAGAUCUUUUCAUUGCUGGCACUGAUACUACAACCAACUCUUUGCUAUGGUGCCUCCUAUACAUGGCAUUGAACCCUGAGGUACAAGAAAAGGUCCAUAAAGAAAUUGAAAAGGUCAUUGGUUCUGACAGAGCUCCAUCUCUUACUGACAAGGUCCACAUGCCCUACACAGAAGCCACCAUCAUGGAGGUGCAGAGGAUGUCUGUGGUAGUCCCUUUUGGCAUUCCUCACAUGACUUCAGAAAAAACCAUUCUCCAAGGAUACACAAUCCCUAAGGGCACUCUGAUUGUAGCCAACCUCUGGUCAGUACACAGAGACCCUGCCAUAUGGGAGAAACCCAACCACUUCUAUCCAGAGAGAUUUCUUGAUAAAGAAGGAAAACUUAUCAAAAAGGAAUACUUUAUCCCAUUUGGAAUUGGAAAGCGUGUAUGUAUGGGAGAACAAUUGGCAAAAAUGGAAUUAUUCCUGAUGUUUGUCAGCCUUAUGCAGACCUUCACCUUUACCUUACCUAAGGAUUCUGAGAAGCCCAUAAUGACUGGAAGAUUUGGCUUGACUUUAUCACCACACCCAUUUAAUGUAAUUGUAUCUAAAAGAUGAAGACCCAAGAAGAGAUGGUGGAACAGAAUGUCAAUUUAAAAAAUGAAAUUCUUCUGAAAUUCUGGUUCUUCUUUCUACACUUACAAGUAACCAUUCUUGAGGCUUAAAAAUUUCUGGUUCCAGGUCCCCAUUGGGAAGUGGAAGAAAAAAAUGCAAGAAUAAGAACUUACCUCUUAAAGAGAAUGUUUAAAUCCUAAUAGAGAUACCCCAAACAUGCUGUGAUCUCAUCAAUCCAAUCAUUCAUUUUUGUAAAUUUACUUAAGUAGAUAAUGGACAAAAUUCUGUACUGGGAAACAGAAAACACAGAUUUUAAUCCUGUUCAAGACUAAUAAGUCAAUUCUUUCACCACCUUGUGCCUCAGUUUUCCCAUAUGGAAGAUGGGAAUAACAAUUCAAAUGUAUAAAGAUUAAGAAUUUGUUGUUCUUGUUGAAUGAACUUUUAGGAAAGCAUAGUGAGCUUCUUGAAUUGAAGAUAGACUAACUUGACUAUUGCUUGGUUAUGACAGGUAACAAAAUAUGGAAGCACUAGCUAAACUUGAAUAUUUUAAAAUAAAAUAAAACUUUUUAGUCUUAGGCUCCUUUUUACAUUCAAAAUUGAUUGAGGAAUCCCCAGAGAUGUUUUGUUUAUAUGGAUUUUAUCUAUUGAUAUUUAUCAUAUAAAAAUUAAAACAUUUUAAUUCUAUUUAUAAAAAUAAUUUUGAUCUCAGAAAUAUUGUGACUAAAUUCCAGAACUAUCAGAGCAAGGAAAAAAUACUACAAGCAGCCAGGAAAAAAAAUUCAAAUACCGAGAAGCCACAAUAAGGAUCACUCAGGAUUUAGCAGCAUCCACAUUAAAGGAUCAAAGGGCCUAGAAUCUGAUAUUCUGAAAGGCAAAAGAACUUGGUAUUCAGCCAAGAAUAACCCCAAACUGUGCUAAGUGCAUGGGAGACAAAUAAAGAAAUAAAACAACUCCUACUCUGAGAAGCCCACAUUUUUUAAAAAAAAGUUUUUUAUAUAUUUUUUCUAACUACACAUAAAGAUUUUAAUAUUUAAAAAAAAAAAAAAAACAUUUGAGUUCCAAACUCUCUCUCCUCCCCUCUCCUUGAGAAGAUAUGCAAUUUGAUAUAGAUUAUACAUGUGCAGUUAUAUAAAACAUUUUCAUAUUAGCCAUGUUUUGAAAGAAAAUAAAGGCCAAAAAAAUCCCAA
Antechinus flavipes (yellow-footed antechinus) is the source of this 2915-nucleotide messenger RNA. RefSeq names its product cytochrome P450 2U1. The record is from RefSeq and is a predicted model, not a curated record. Lineage: Eukaryota; Metazoa; Chordata; Mammalia; Dasyuromorphia; Dasyuridae. Gene Ontology annotation, cellular component: cytoplasm; intracellular membrane-bounded organelle. Gene Ontology annotation, molecular function: iron ion binding; oxidoreductase activity, acting on paired donors, with incorporation or reduction of molecular oxygen, reduced flavin or flavoprotein as one donor, and incorporation of one atom of oxygen; heme binding. The transcript is spliced from 5 exons. Bases 109 to 1731 code for a protein of 540 amino acids. Gene Ontology annotation, biological process: xenobiotic metabolic process.